Molecule: messenger RNA, 552 nt
Organism: Rhinolophus ferrumequinum (greater horseshoe bat)
Lineage: Eukaryota; Metazoa; Chordata; Mammalia; Chiroptera; Rhinolophidae
Gene: CLEC19A
Product: C-type lectin domain containing 19A
Molecular function (GO): signaling receptor activity
Source: RefSeq, a predicted model, not a curated record
AUGAUGUACAAUGGCACCGUCCAGGACUGCUGGGGGAAGUGCUUGGUGCCUGUCUGUUUCCUCUCUACCCCAGCCAUGCCGGGGCUGCCUCAGGCUCCCCUGUGCCCCCUAAUGGAGUUCAGAGGCCGCUGCUACCGAUUUCUCGGUCUCAGUAAGACCUGAGCCGAGGCUGACUUCUACUGUUCUGAGUUCUCCGUUGGCACGAAGUUCACCAGACUGGCCUCCGUCCGCAGCUGGGAGGAAAAUGUCUUUGUGUGUGACCUCGUGAACUGUGUUUCUGGGAGCCCAGCUGACAUCCAGCCAGGGCUUCACGACCAUAGAUAGGAAGGGCAGUUUGAAUGGACCGACAGCUCUUCCUGUGACUACAGCUCCUGGGGUAGGAGCCAGCUGGAGGACAGCAUCCACGCAGACCCCGAAGAGGAGAACUGCGUGCAGAUGUGGUACUGGCCCCCCAGCGCUCUGAGGUCAUGGAAUGAUAACACCUGCAGCUGAAAGUUCCCCUUUGUCUGCAAGAUCCCCAGUGUCAGUAUCUACCUCUUAGGGUUGUUGUGA